ACUAACAUCAAGACAUCAAAAGGCAGAGUUAAUCCGAAAGAAUCUUGCUGUCCCCUGUAUGUGUCAUGAGUUGCAACGCCAGGCUGUAUAUAUGGAUAUGAUGUGUCCCCCUCUGGCCAGCUGCUAGGAGGUGGGGGUCUUCAAUUAUCUGUCUAGUAUAGGACUAAAGGUGGCAAAGACAGGAUGUUCUCACCGGUUUUGUGUGUGUGUGUGUGGUUUUUGUUUUUGUUUUUUUCUUUUUGGUGCUUUCCUCCAGGCCAGAACUUUGGGCCUCUGGUGAAAUCCUUAUACAGUUUUCUUCCCCCAUGAUGGCACAAAAAGAAACUUUGUUUAACAGUAAUCUUAAAAUGCAAAAGUUAAGUACCAAUAGGGGAGACUUCUCAAAGGGAAUCCGAAAAUGUUCCACGUCUUCAUGAUUUGUGAAAAUAUGUGUUCUUAUAAGACCCCUUCCACUCCCAGACUCGUGCUAUUACCUGAUUCAAAGCAGAAGGCACUGGUUUUUAAUCCUCUCUGCUUCGCCAGAGAAAGGGAAACAUAUUAGCGGACUGUCAGCUGUCAAAUGUGGAAGAUUUUCUAGAGUCCCUUUAAUAGAAACAAACCGUGAAAAGGGUAUUUAAAUGAGUUUUAGUGGAAAAGUCGCGCGUUUAUAAAAUUAAAGGGUAUACUUCUACAGAAUAAGAUCCUAUAAGGGUUUUCACUAAACUGGGAACAGGUGCUGAUUUCCAGGUGGUGGGAUUAUUGAAGCUUGCCCCUCCUUAGUAUCACGGGUGGACGGUGAUUUGCCUUAAUUGUCGUUAACAUUUCACUGUUAUUUUAUCUCCAUUGCGAUUGUUAUUAUUAUUGUUGUUUUAAAUAAAUGGCAAGCGUGCAGGUGGCCCCCCAGCAGGACCACGGAUCCCCCACGCAGCCUCCCGGCGCGGCGCCACUGCGGCGCAGGGACUUCUGGGGGGUGUAGUCCACAGGCUUCCUGCUCAUGCGCUUUGGGCAGAGGCGCUCGCUGUGGGCGACAUUGUUUGGGGCCCUGAGCUCUGCUUUCUCAGGAUCCUGCUCCUUCCAAGAGGAAGACAGUAUGAUUAAAUUCCAGGAAACUGUGACGUUCAGGGACGUGGCUGUGGUCUUCACGGAGGAGGAGCUGGCACUGCUGGACCAGACCCAGAUAAACCUGUACCAGGACGUGAUGCUGGAGAACUUCAGGAACGUUGUCUCAGUGGGAGACAGGAUUAAAAACAACACUUCACAUCUUCAGGGAAAAGCAUUGAGUUAUCUCUCUCAAGGAGUGCUCUACUGCUGGGAGAUUUGGAAACAAAGGAUCAGUGAAUUAACUGUGAGUCAGGAGCAUGUCAUGAAUCUUCAAGGAGAUUGCCUGCAAUCUUUAGAUGUUUCCCUCUGUGAAGAGUGGGCGGGAGAGUCUCUUCAGGUUUCUGAACAUGACAACUAUGUAAUAAAUACCAUUAAUUUAGAAAAUCAAGAUGGCGCAGCAGGGAAAGGCAUGACACAGGCUCUUACCCCAGAAUCUUGGUGGGAAGCCAACAUGAUGACUGAGCCCCAGAAUUCUCAAGGACAAUAUGAGGGAAUUCAUGUGGAAGAGAGACUGUAUGGAUGUGCUCACUGUGUUGAUGACGUCAGUCAGACAUCAUGUGAUCAUGAUGAUUCCCAAGAAUGUAAAGAGGAGAAACCUUGUAGAUCCACUGACUGUGGGAAUCCCUUGGCUAUGAAAUCAGCAGCCAAACAACAUAAUGUGGUCCCUGUGGUACCACGACCUAUCAAAUGUCAUAACCAUGGUGUGGGCUUCGUAGGUGGUGCGGACCCUCCUGUUCAUCCCAGCACUCACAUAGGUGAAAAGUCUUGUAGAUGUGACCAGUGUGGAAAGGACUUUAGUCAGAGCUCAGAUCUUACUGUUCACUCUAAAACUCGUUCAGAUGACAAAGCUUAUGAAUGUCGAGAGUGGGCAGAGGGCAGCAAGCAGAACCCAGCCCUUCCCAGAUAUCAAAAUGGCCCCUCAGGAGACAAACCCUAUAAAUGUCUCGAAUGUGGCAAGGUCUUCAGGCGCAACUCCUCUCUUCACAACCAUCACCGGGUCCACACAGGAGAGAUGCCCUACAGAUGUGACGUGUGUGGGAAGGGGUUCGGAUUUAGGUCACUUCUUUGCAUCCAUCAGGGAGUACACACAGGGGAAAAGCCCUAUAAAUGUGAAGAGUGUGGGAAGGGCUUUGAUCAGAGCUCCAAUCUUCUUGUCCACCAGAGAGUCCACACUGGAGAGAAGCCCUACAAAUGCAGUGAGUGCGGCAAAUGCUUCAGUUCAAGCUCUGUUCUUCAAGUCCACCAGAGGCUGCACACAGGGGAGAAGCCUUUCAGGUGUGGCGAGUGUGGAAAGGGCUUCAGCCAAAGCACACACCUUCACAUUCACCAGAGAGUCCACACAGGGGAGAAGCCCUAUAAAUGCAACGUGUGCGGAAAGGCUUUUGCAUAUAGUUCAGUUCUUCACACUCAUGAGAGGGUUCACACGGGGGAAAAGCCUUACAGAUGUGAAGUGUGUGGUAAAGGCUUCAGUUACAGCUCGUAUUUUCACUUGCAUCAAAGAGACCACACCAGAGAGAAACCGUAUAAAUGUGUUGAGUGUGGUAAGGGCUUCAGUCGGAAUUCAGACCUUCAUGUGCAUCUCAGAGUCCACACAGGAGAGAGGCCCUAUAAGUGUAAAGAAUGCGGUAAGGGCUUCAGUCGUAACUCUUAUCUUCUGGCUCACCAGCGAUCCCAUGCCAGUGAGGUCCAAUAUACAUGUUGUGGGCACGGCAAUGGCUUUAGUCAUAGCUCAGACCUUCUUGCUCAUCAAAAACUGCAUGAGAGGACAGAAACGCUCUCAAUGUAAUUUUCAAAGGGGCCAAUGAAGAAACCAAGCAAGUCUGUGUAUUUCUGGUGAUAGAGGCUUACUCAGUCAUUGGAGGGCUGGGGCAACAAAGGACAAGGACGCUGCCACCCAUGAUGUCGUCCUGCAGCUCUGAAGCAAGGGGUUCUUAAGAGCAUUCCAGGGAACUACGUGGAUCUCAAAAGCUUCUACAGAACUCCCAGCAACUGUCGUAUGCUGCAGUGGCAGAGCAGUGAUAAUUAAUAGAUGGACAGUUUGUGGCAAUGACAAUAGUUGGAGAUCAAUUUUCCAUGAGUGGAUAUGCCCAGGAAGGAAAUUAUAAUUGAGAUGGGUACCAUGGGGACUUAAGGCCAGCCAAAAUCUGUAGGCUUUUUUUUUUUUUUUUAAAGAGAGUACCCACUAGAAAGACUCAGAAGAGUGCUCAAAAAUGAAACCCAUGUUAUCAGUCUGCUAAGUCCAUUCUCAGGUUUUCAAAUCCAUUAGAUUUUCUACACAGGGAGAAGCUCUGUAAAAGUGAUACUUUAUGGGCAUGGCUUGUGUUCAUCUCGCUGGUUCCAUUUCUUGGUCACACAGAGACUCCAAUUCCCAGAAACCCUUGCAGUUAAGAGCUGGUCCACAUGAUAGAGUGCCAAGCCACAGAGUACAUCUUGUGAUGUACUAAGAUGGCCUUAGAAACAUCUUGUGAUGUCCUCAGGCCAUCUUUCCUGCCAUGGUGACCUUGGAGGCUGGAUUGGUAGAAGGUGGUUAUGUGACCUGUGUUGGACUUUGUUUUUCUCAAGUAAGAAAUAAACAUUUGCUGUUUUAUACUACUGUUAUUUUGGCAAUUUAUUUGUUGCUAGUAUUGCCCAGGCUCUGCUGACUAUGACAGAGGGAUUUAACAGCAACAUAUUUCAUGGUCAUUGGAGUUCAUAUAAGAAAGCAACUUUAUAAUUGAGCUCAAAACUUUCAAGUUGCUAAGGCUGUAUGUGUCAGUGCAGCUUUCUAAAAUGGUGUGUCUAGGACUUCUUCAGUGAGAAUCUUCAUUCAUUGGUCUGUGCAUAAAAAAGAAAUGUUCCAGAUAAUGUUCAUGUGCUAAAAUUUUAGCAAAAGUACGGUCUAUAGACAUAAAGAAAUCCCAUGCACUAGAGAAACUCUGUAAGGUGUAAUAAUGGGAAAAGUUUGUCAAUAAGAAAUUGAUCCGACUAGGUAUCCUGCAAAUGGUCUUAAUAAAGUGAAUUAAGUAAAACUAGUAUUUACUGAAGUGACUAAACAGAAGACCAAGAGUGUUCAUUGUCAGAAGCUGGCUUCUGACACCACCACUUCUCAACAAUCUUGUUUAAUAAAAAUGGGGUUUUAGGAGGUACUCAUUUGUCAAGUUUCUUCCAUAAUUGUGAUUUAAUUUGAGAUUAUAGAUGGAUUUGGGAGGAGGAGAUAUAG
Messenger RNA from Mustela erminea (ermine), 4279 nucleotides. It is a transcript of the gene ZNF285, whose product is annotated as zinc finger protein 285. Gene Ontology annotation, molecular function: DNA-binding transcription factor activity, RNA polymerase II-specific; RNA polymerase II cis-regulatory region sequence-specific DNA binding. Lineage: Eukaryota; Metazoa; Chordata; Mammalia; Carnivora; Mustelidae. Gene Ontology annotation, biological process: regulation of transcription by RNA polymerase II. The record is from RefSeq and is a predicted model, not a curated record. The coding region runs from base 974 to 2866 and encodes 630 amino acids. The transcript has 4 exons.